AUGCGCUUGAUUCCCUUCAUACUGCUCCUCACGGUAAGCAUUGCAUCCACCGGUGUCUUUGCUCCGAAGCCGACACCGCCGCAAUGCCAAGCGGCUGGCUGUCCGCUGGAUCCUUGCAACUGCAUAGGAGAAUGCCCCUGUUUUGAAAUCGGUGGCCCUGGUGAUCCAGGCGGCCCCACUGAGCUAGACCUUCUUCAAAAACGCUUGAACAGUGGAGGGCCGAGUGCUCUUGCAAAGAGAAAACUCACAGAGGACCAAUGCGACCUCAUCGCGUGUCAGGAUCCGUCAUGUAACUGCGUGGGCAGCUGCCCCUGCUUCCCAGGACCUCCACACCAUGAUCACCCAAAGCCAGGACAUCCGGGCAAAAGGUCGACCGUCGCCUUGCCGGGAGAUGGUCAGCUUUGGGCAGGAGCUCUUACGAAAAGGAAAUCAGUGGAUGCAUGCAGUGGCAUUGGCUGUCAGGACCCGGAAUGCAACUGCACGGCCUCCUGCCCUUGCAUUGGCGACCCUAACGACCCUGGGGAUCCAGGGAACCCAGGCUCUGGCAAAAGACAAGUUGGUGCACCUUCUGACAUUUUCGACACGUCGCUCAAUCGCCGAGAGGUCUUGCAAGAGCGCGCUUUGACGCUUGAUGGAGCGCAGCUGCUCAGGAACAGGGAGAACGCGGGUGUAGAUGCGGCUUGCGGCACGAUGGUCUGGUCGCAUCCAUACUGCCCACCGUACUGCGCCGGAAAGGGCGGUUGUCCGUCUUUUGCUUCUCCAGUUCAUCCUCCGAAGCGGAGCAACCUCGUUGCGGGCACGAGCGAGACGGUGCCAUCGGUACUUGAUCGGCGCGUCAACAAACUCGAGGUUAGACAGGCCCACCAGGGAGAGACGCCUUGCGGCUAUAAAAGCCCAUAUUUGAAAGAGACCUAUUGUCCAGCGCAUUGCGCCGGCCAAGGGGGCUGUCCUGGCCACGGCAAGCGGAGCGCUCUGCCUACUGGCACAGGCGAGACGAUGCCUUCGGUACUCGACCGGCGCGCCAACAACCUCGAGGGCAGACAGGCCAGCCAGGGAGAGGUGGCUUGCGGCUUUGUGUAUUGGGGCAAACCCUAUUGUCCAUCGCAUUGCGCCGGCCAAGGGGGCUGCCCUGGCCACGCCAAGCGGAGUGCUCUCCCUACUGGCACAAGCGAGACGAUACGAUUGGUACUCGAUCGGCGCGUCAACGAGAUGAGACAGGCCAGCCAGGGAGAGGUGGCUUGCGGCUCUGUAGGCGGGCUCUACAACCAGCCUUAUUGCCCACCGCAGUGCGCCGGCCAAGGUGGCUGUCCUGGCCACGGCAAGCGAAGUGCUCUGCCGGGCGAAGAACAGGCGCCACCCAUCGAACGCGCUGACCAGCUUGAGCGUAGGAUCAAGAAACCGGAGGAGCCGUCCUGCGGAUAUGCUUUCUCCAAAGGCCCAUACUGUCCACCACAUUGCCACGGCCAGGGCGGUUGUCCACCUCACGGAGGCAACGUUCCAUCGGUGCAGUCCAGAGACCAGGCGCUUAUCGUCGAACCUCGCAAGUAUAAAAUACCGGUGGAGGAACCUUGCGGGGGUGGUAUUGGAUAUUGCCCACCGGACCACCGCCCUGCGGCUUUCCUCUCUCCGGUGGGCCCUAUUGCCCUGGUCACUGUGCCGGACAGGGCGGCUGUCCUAAUCACGGCAAGCGAAGCGCUCUAUCUUCGACCCUAA
Ceraceosorus guamensis is the source of this 1713-nucleotide messenger RNA. RefSeq lists its product as hypothetical. The record is from RefSeq and is a predicted model, not a curated record. Lineage: Eukaryota; Fungi; Basidiomycota; Exobasidiomycetes; Ceraceosorales; Ceraceosoraceae. The coding region runs from base 1 to 1713 and encodes 570 amino acids. The transcript has 5 exons.